GCAUCCUGUACAAGGGCAACGGUGAGAACGUGUUCAUCUCCCAGCAGCCCCCAGUGAUCAGCAGCAUCAUGGGUAACGGCCGGCGCCGCAGCAUCUCGUGCCCCAGCUGUAACGGCCAGGCGGAGGGCAACAAGCUGCUGGCCCCCGUGGCGCUGGCCUGUGGCGCCGACGGGAGCCUCUUCGUCGGGGACUUCAACUACAUCAGACGCAUCUUCCCCUCUGGGAACGUCACCAGUGUGAUGGAGCUCAGAAAUAAAGAUUUCAGACAUAGUAACAACCCGGCCCACCGGUACUACCUGGCGACGGACCCGGUUACGGGGCAGCUGUACGUGUCAGACACCAACUCCCGCCGUAUCUACCGUCCCAAGGUCCUGACGGGCACCAAGGAGCUGCUCCAGAACGGAGAGGUGGUGGCAGGAACCGGGGAGCAGUGUCCCCCCUUCGACGAGGCACGCUGCGGGGACGGGGGCAAGGCCACAGAGGCCCUCCUCAUGGGGCCCAAAGGUAGGGUGACAGAGGAAUAAACACACACACACACACACUGCCACAUGCUGAAAAUUGGUACAGACAACAAAAUGAUUGACAUAAUACAUUUACAGUGCCCUGUACAGAGAAACACACAACUACACAGGACAUUGGUACAGACACCAACAAAAACGCACACACACACAGACACAGACACACACACACAUAUUAUAUGGUCUGGCAUAUAAUUCAUGCACAGUUCCCUGUAGAGAAAAACAGACCAGCCCUUGGUAAAAGGCUUUAGCACUCUUACCCCGCAAGCU
Salvelinus sp. IW2-2015 is the source of this 788-nucleotide messenger RNA. Its product is annotated as teneurin-3-like. Gene Ontology annotation, biological process: heterophilic cell-cell adhesion; neuron development. Gene Ontology annotation, molecular function: cell adhesion molecule binding; protein homodimerization activity; protein heterodimerization activity. The record is from RefSeq and is a predicted model, not a curated record. Gene Ontology annotation, cellular component: neuron projection. Lineage: Eukaryota; Metazoa; Chordata; Actinopteri; Salmoniformes; Salmonidae.